Messenger RNA from Pelecanus crispus (Dalmatian pelican), 1235 nucleotides. The record is from RefSeq and is a predicted model, not a curated record. Lineage: Eukaryota; Metazoa; Chordata; Aves; Pelecaniformes; Pelecanidae.
AUGAGUUGCACAAUUGAAAAAGCCUUAGCAGAUGCAAAAGCACUGGUGGAACGGCUAAGAGAACAUGACAAUGCAGCAGAAGCUCUUAUUGAACAGACUACAGCUCUUAACAAGCGGGUUGAAGCAAUGAAACAGUACCAAGAAGAAAUUCAAGAGCUCAAUGAAGUAGCAAGACAUCGUCCUCGGUCUACGUUAGUGAUGGGUAUCCAACAAGAAAACAGACAGAUUAGGGAAUUGCAACAGGAAAAUAAAGAACUACGCACAUCUCUUGAAGAACAUCAGUCUGCUUUGGAACUAAUAAUGAGCAAGUACAGAGAACAGAUGUUUAGGUUGCUUAUGGCAAGCAAAAAGGAUGAUCCAAGUAUAAUAAUGAAGUUAAAAGAGCAACAUUCCAAGGAGCUGCAAGUGCAUGUGGACCAAAUUACAGAAAUGGCAGCAGUAAUGAGAAAAGCCAUUGAAAUUGAUGAAAAGCAUGGCUGUAAAGAGCAGGAACGUAUAAUUCAGCUUGAGCAAGAAAACAAAGGCUUGAGAGAAAUUCUUCAAAUAACUAGAGAAUCAUUCCUGAACCUCAAGAAAGAAGAUGCAUCAGAGAGUACGACUCUGUCAGGAUUAGUAACAAGCAGUGAUUUGAGCCUGAGGAAAAGCUAAAGACUGUGGAAGUCAACAAGCUUCAAUUGCACACUUUACAAACAGAGUAUCAGGGGUCACUUGUCAAGCACUUGUUACUGAAUAGGGCACCAGCAAGCUAAUGCAUCUUAAACUCCAGUUUAGUGGCUUUUAUGCUGCGUAAAAUACAUUAAAAUUGGUAUUCUACAAAAACCUUAGUGACAGAUUAGUUGCCAUAGAUCUAACUUCAGUAGGAAAUGGAUUAAUGUGCUUACUGAAUGGGGAAUUAUUUUUAUAUGAAGUCAUUUUACAGAUAAGAGACAAGAUUUCACAGAAUUUAUAUACAUUACUGCUCAUAAAAAGUUUCAGUGCACCUAAUAAAGGUAAGACUUAAAGUCCAAUCUCCAGCUAAAAAGUAGUAACUUAUAAACAUGCUUUGUGCAGGAUCCACAUUACAUUUUUUCCUUUUAGUAAGCUUUUAAUAAAUUCUCAUUUUGCAACAAACCUGUUUAAUGAAAAGGGUAUUAUCAGCAGCAUAAAACUUAAGGCUUUCUGUUAUUUAGCCAGAGGGGUAUCCUGUUCAAAUAUAGGGCUAAUUGUUUAAGCCUAAGCAAUGCUUUUGCAGUUGU